Didymodactylos carnosus is the source of this 579-nucleotide messenger RNA. The record is from the annotation of a GenBank genome assembly. NCBI's taxonomy places the organism in Eukaryota, Metazoa, Rotifera, Eurotatoria, Philodinida, Philodinidae.
AUGAAACGCUUUUCCUCAUCAACGGCAUUUCUUGAAGCAGUAGAUAGUGGUAGAUGGUCUACUUAUACUAUAACGGAAGGUGAUUUUUCAGCAGUUGUCAUGAGCAACGUGAAUCUGACAUGGAUACAAUUACCCGGUUUACAAUUGCGAGAUGCAACAAUAAUUAGCUUGGAAAGCAAAGUUACUGUCUCAGCCGACUCACCGCCGCGUUUAACUGUUGAAAAAAGCGUCAAGGAUGAUGGAACUAGCGACGAUGGUCAGGCAAUUACCAAAAAGUUUAAAUUUCUUGACAUUGAAGAGGUCCAGGUAAUCAGCAGCACAGCCUGCGUAGGACAAGGAUGGAUACUUGUCCACGAAAGGCGGUGUAUCAAGAUAACUAAGUCACCACAAGAUGGAUAUGGGGUAGCAGUCAUGCGAAGUCAACGUCAAAGAAGAGUGGAAAAAGCUAUUGUCAAGGUGGGUGGAAAAGAAUAUCUAUUCUGCCAUUUUCAUCGAUGGAAGACUAGUGUUGAUUGGAACAAGAUAUCAGCGAACGGCGUCUUUGAAAUCGGUUUGCAAGAUGUUGUACUGAACACGUAA